AUGACAACAACCGAGAAAAUUGAAAAGGAAUUGGAAGAGGUGAAGAAGGAAUACGAAGAGACAAAGAAAGAUGGUGAUAAUAUGGAAAAGAUGUUGAACGAAUUGAAGGUGAAGUUGGAGAAUGAAAAAUGGAAAAGUGGUGAACAAAAGAAAACGUGGGAGGAGCAGAGAAACAGAUUAAUCGAUGAAAAGAAGAGGCUGGAAGAGGAGAG
Entrophospora candida is the source of this 212-nucleotide messenger RNA. The record is from the annotation of a GenBank genome assembly. Lineage: Eukaryota; Fungi; Glomeromycota; Glomeromycetes; Entrophosporales; Entrophosporaceae.